AAAAGUCGUGGUUUUUUUGUCAAAGGUAUGUCAGUUCAUUUUCGAUAACCGACGGUGACAAUCGCACUAAACCCCACCCAAGCCUUACAAUGAAUCCUCUGACGGUUGUUGCAGUCCUCUCCUCGAUGGCCCUCUCGGCUCAGGCUGGUCUGGUUGGCGCUCCUCUGGCCGCCGCCCCUCUGGGUGCUCCUCUGGGUGCUCGUCUGGCCUACUCCGCCCCUCUGGGAGCUGCUCCCUACUUCGCACCUGCGGCGUACUCCGCCCCUCUGGGCUACGCGGCUCCUUUGGGAUACAACGCCCCUCUGUUGGCGGGACCUGCUCCUCUGGUGUCCAAGACCUACGCUGCCGCUCCAUUCGCCGCUCCCUUCGCCGCUCCCAUCGCUGCUCCAGUUGCCCCAGUUGCUGCUCGCCUGGCUGCCCCAGUCGCCGCUCCUCUUGCUGCCCCACUUGCUCCAGUUGCUGCUCCUCUGGCUGCUCCAGUUGCCGCGCCCGUGGCUGCUCCAGUUGCUGCUCCCAUCGCCACCGAGAUCGUGGAUGCCCACCCGCAGUACAAGUUCGCCUACGAUGUCCAGGAUACGCUGACUGGUGACUCCAAGACUCAGGAGGAGACUCGUGAUGGUGAUGUCGUUCGCGGAUCCUACUCUCUGAUCGAGCCCGAUGGUUCCCGUCGCAUUGUCAGCUACUACGCCGACUCCAUCAACGGAUUCAACGCGGUGGUGCAGAAGGAUGUGCCCGUUGCUCUGGCCCCAGUGGCUCCAGUUCUGGCCAAGACCGUGGCUGCUCCUGUGGCUCCAGUGGUGGCUGCUGCCCCCGCUCCAGUCUUCGCCAAGACCCUGGCCGCUCCCAUCGUCGCCUAAGGAAAAGGAGGAGGAGUAGGAGUCGUAAAGGAAGGAUUGACCGCAAUUCGACAAAGGACUUUCAUCUGUACAUAUUCGAUUAAUCAUUGUCGAGCUAUUAAAUAACUUUCAUCGCAAAAACCCAAAAUUAAAGAAAUUCUGAAAACAAAU
Molecule: messenger RNA, 1007 nt
Organism: Drosophila erecta
Lineage: Eukaryota; Metazoa; Arthropoda; Insecta; Diptera; Drosophilidae
Gene: Cpr64Ad
Product: larval cuticle protein A3A
Exons: 2
Coding region: 90-857 (255 amino acids)
Cellular component (GO): extracellular matrix
Source: RefSeq, a predicted model, not a curated record